This is a messenger RNA of Hibiscus syriacus, 2040 nucleotides long. RefSeq names its product F-box/kelch-repeat protein At1g22040-like. NCBI's taxonomy places the organism in Eukaryota, Viridiplantae, Streptophyta, Magnoliopsida, Malvales, Malvaceae. The record is from RefSeq and is a predicted model, not a curated record. The coding region runs from base 370 to 1914 and encodes 514 amino acids. The transcript has a single exon. Gene Ontology annotation, molecular function: protein binding.
UUUAAUCAUGCAGUUUCUGCUUCGAUUCUUUAGAUUUUUGAAUUGCAGUUUUGUUGAUUUUCUUUUGAGUAUAAGGUGGAAUGGUUAAAUUUGGGAAAGUAAUUUGUUGGGUUGAUUGGGAAUUGAGCUGGAUGCGUUAUUGUCUUUGUUCUUUGUAUUGAUGGGUGGUUGAAAUUGAGGAAGAUGGUGUUUGUCUGUUCAAUUUUUUUCUUUAAGUACUAUAUCAUGAAUUGAACAAUUUUUUUAAAAAAAAAAUUGGGUCAAGCUUUAAUAUCUUAUUGAUUUUGUGAUGGCCAAACUUCUGGAGAAGAAAGAGGGUUAGGUUUUGAUUGAUAUUAAGCUCGUGCCAGCUGAAAGAAUGGCCUGGAGAUGUAUUUUGGGGGUCUGAUAAUGCACGUUGAAUCUUGUAAUUUUUACUUCGAUUCUUUCAUCUGCGACAUUUUAACUGAUCAAUGGAAGCGAAUUGACAUCGGCAUUGCAGCUUGCGGACUGAGAUUCAUGGGGGCUGUUCUGAGCUUGGCUGCACCAAGGAGUUCAAUGAAUGACUACAACGAAGUCUUACAAAGUGAAACCUGCAAGAGAAAGAAGUUAUCAUACUUCGAUGAAGAUAACUCGAGAUUGAUUUCUUCUCUUCCCGACGAGCUAUCGAUGCAUAUCCUUGCUCGACUUCCUAGAAUCGACUACUUCAAGAUGAGGUCGGUUUCGCGGAAGUGGAAAGCGACUCUUGUGAGCCCUCAACUGUUUAGUUUGAGAAAAGAACUUGGAAUGACGGAGGAGUGGUUGUAUGUGUUGACUAAGGUCGAAGAGGAAAAGCCUCUAUGGUAUGGUUUGGACCCUUUGUCAAGGAAAUGGCAGAGGCUGCCGUCGAUUCCGAGUACCGUUUUCGAAGGAGAGUCGAGGAAGAGUUUAUGGAACAUGGCGGAACAUAGCAGUAAAAUUGUUGAAUUUGUAAAAGGCUGGCUCGGGAAGAAGGAUGGAUCAGAUCACGCCCCGUUUUGUGGUUCCGGCAUCGGUACUAUCGAUGGAUGUCUUUAUGUGCUGGGGGGAUUCUCUGGAGCUUGUACCGUGAAAAACGUCUGGCGGUUCGAUCCUAUUCUGAAUGCCUGGAGUGAAAUGGCUCCCAUGUCAACAGGUAGAGCCUACUGCAAGACGAGCAUUUUAAAUAACAAGUUAUAUGUUGUAGGAGGAGUUAGUCAAGGCCGUGGCGGAUUGACUCCUCUUCAAUCUGCCGAAGUUUUCGAUCCCCAAACCGGCAUUUGGUCUGAAGUCCCAAGUAUGCCAUUCUCGAGAGCUAAUGAGCUACCCAAUGCCUUUUUGGUGGAUGUGUUGAAGCCUAUUGCUACUGGCAUGACUUCAUACAUGGGUAGGUUAUGUGUAGCCCAGAGUUUAUAUUCCUGGCCCUUCAUCGUCGAUGCCGGGGGCGAGAUUUACGAUCCCGAAACUAAUUCUUGGGCUGAUAUGCCAAGUGGAAUGGGAGAGGGCUGGCCUGCUAAGCAAGCAGGUACAAAGUUGAGUGUCGUGAUCGACGGUCAGCUAUACGCCUGCGAUGCUUCCAGCUCGUUGGACAGGGGUAAAAUACAGGUGUAUGAUCGAAAAGAAGAUGCUUGGAAAGUUGUCAUAGGAAAUGUCCCCAUUAACGAAUCUUGUAACUCGGAAUCCCCGUUUUUACUUGCUGGACUUCAUGGGAGGCUUCAUGUCAUCACGAACGACGCCAAACGUAACAUUGCCGUUCUUCAGGCUGAGCCAGAGCAUGGUUCCGGUCCUUUCCCGUCGAGUUUAACUUUUUCUUCGGAUGGUUCUUGUGACCAAGUUUUCGAUUCCCUGGCCGAAUCGGAAACGGUUAAUUGGAAGGCUAUCGCCGCCGGAGAUUUCGGCUCUGCUGAACUUGUCAGUUGUGUGGUUCUCGACAUAUAGGUAUAUCAAUUGUGGGUAAUUUAAUCGGAUCUUAGUAAUGUCAAUGUGAAGAAGAGAGAAUUGUAGCAGAUGAAAGGAACAUACCAAUAUCGUCAUCUCCUGUAUAAUAUGAGCAGUUAGCUCUUU